UUGAGACUCCGGUAUAUUUUAAUAUUCUGAAUUAUUAUUUUGAGCUUCUCUAGCAGAGCAGUGUUAGUCAAGGUGAUGCCUUUCAGUUAUAAAUUGCCUAUCGACUACAGAUUACGUUUCUGGUCCGACCGCCCUUCAAAACCUUCUCGUCUACCACUUUUCCGCAACAUGUCCCAUGAACCCAUUCAAACCCUCCUCAACGCCAAUAAAGAGUGGGCGCAAAGCGUAAUCAAAGACGCACCUGAUUUUUUCACUCAGUCAGCCACCGGCCAAAGUCCCAAGAUCCUUUGGAUCGGCUGCUCCGACUCGCGAGUACCAGAAUCAGUCAUCACAGCUUCCAAGCCUGGCGAUAUCUUUGUGCACAGAAACAUAGCCAAUCAAUUCCACCUCAACGAUGAUAGCGCACUCUCCGUCCUCACAUAUGCCCUCAAAGUAGUUGGCGUUGAACACGUCGUCCUCGUUGGUCAUUCCAACUGUGGAGGUGCUGCUGCUUGCUUGAAAGCGGUCGAAGAUGCAGCAGCCGAUCCCGGCGCGUCCCAACCCGACACCCCACUGACGCGCUGGCUAAGCCCCCUUAUCGCGCAUGUUCAAUCCCUCGACCUAUCUGCGUGCUCUGCGAGUGAGGCGUUGAAUAAGGUCGUUGAAUCCAAUGUCAUCGCACAGGUCGACAAUAUCUGCAAGUCGGAACCGAUCAUCACUGCAUGGGCAGACCCGAAUGCGAGAAAGGUCACUGUACACGGAUGGGUUUACGACCUCGCCCGUGGACAAAUCGAUGAGCUCGUCUUCCGGGAAGCUCAAGCAUGACGAGAACAGUUUACGACUCUUCCACUUUUUAUGACAAGCUCCCAACCUUUUGCAACAAAUUCCAACCUUCGCUGCGUUCUUCACCUAGAUUUCCUCUAGAAUGGCUGUACACGUCAAGCAUGUGGUCAAGAUUAUUUGUAAAUUAUAUGUGUAGCUGAAAAAUAUAGUUUCAAAGUUGGACUUUUGAAAUUCGAACCUUACUACCUCUCAUGA
Messenger RNA from Suillus bovinus, 1017 nucleotides. Its product is annotated as carbonic anhydrase. The transcript is spliced from 4 exons. Gene Ontology annotation, biological process: cellular response to carbon dioxide; cellular response to oxidative stress. Gene Ontology annotation, molecular function: zinc ion binding; carbonate dehydratase activity. NCBI's taxonomy places the organism in Eukaryota, Fungi, Basidiomycota, Agaricomycetes, Boletales, Suillaceae. Bases 76 to 804 code for a protein of 242 amino acids. The record is from RefSeq and is a predicted model, not a curated record.